AGGCGCGCAGGGUCUCAGAAGCGGCACCGCGGACGCGGGUCGCGCGCGUCAUGCCCGCUGAACGGCCUCCGGGCACGCGGGCGCGGCACCAGGCCGGCAGGUGCUGUCACUAAUCCCGCCCCAGUAAAGAGCUGCUGGGGCUGGGUGGUCAUGGGGGAGCCUGGGAAAGAGGAGUAUAAAAUCCAGUCUUUUGAUGCAGAGACCCAGCAGCUGCUGAAGACAGCACUCAAAGAUCCAGGUGCCGUGGACUUGGACAAGGUGGCCAAUGUGAUUGUGGACCAUUCUCUGCAGGACUGUGUGUUCAGCAAGGAAGCAGGACGCAUGUGCUAUGCCAUUAUUCAGGCAGAGAGCAAGCAGGCAGGCCAGAGUGUCUUCCGGCGUGGACUCCUCAACCGGCUGCAGCAGGAGUACCAGGCUCGGGAGCAGCUGCGUGCCCGCUCCCUGCAGGGCUGGGUCUGCUACGUCACCUUUAUCUGCAACAUCUUUGACUACUUGAGGGUCAACAACAUGCCCAUGAUGGCGCUGGUGAACCCCGUCUACGACUGCCUCUUCCGGCUGGCCCAGCCCGACAGUCUGAGCAAGGAGGAGGAGGUGGACUGCCUGGUGCUGCAGCUGCACCGCGUUGGGGAGCAGCUGGAGAAGAUGAACGGGCAGCGAAUGGAUGAGCUCUUUGUCCUGAUCAGGGAUGGCUUCCUGCUCCCAACCGGCCUCAGCUCCCUGGCCCAGCUGCUGCUGCUGGAGAUCAUUGAGUUCCGGGCAGCCGGCUGGAAGACCACCCCGGCCGCCCACAAGUAUUACUACAGCGAGGUCUCUGACUAGGCCGCCCGAUCGGGCUUCCCGGCCGGCAGCGCUGGCCUUUCCUCUACCCGCCUCCCAGCCUGGCCGCGCAGUGCCUGCCUCUCCCCAGUGCUUCUUCCCUCCAGGCUUUCAACGGGUCCCGAGAGGUUUCCCACCUAGCGGGUGGUCCUGCUCUAAGCACCUUCCCUCCUCCGCCAGGGAUUGGGGAAGACACCACACAGACCUGCUCCCCUGCCCACCCCACAGUCCUCCCUCUCUGCCCCACCCAGGGGGUUACACAGCUUCUUAGUGCCUCAGUCUCCUGUCUGUAAAGUGGUACCCAUAGCCAUUGGUAGACGUUUUGGAAUGUCCAGAAGCAGAGAGGCAGAGCACAAGUCACUCCCGAUACUGCUUUUGAUACAUUUUGUAUGAAGACUUUGGACACAGGUGUA
Messenger RNA from Pteronotus mesoamericanus, 1229 nucleotides. It is a transcript of the gene MIF4GD, whose product is annotated as MIF4G domain containing. The transcript is spliced from 6 exons. Lineage: Eukaryota; Metazoa; Chordata; Mammalia; Chiroptera; Mormoopidae. The record is from RefSeq and is a predicted model, not a curated record. Gene Ontology annotation, cellular component: cytosol. Gene Ontology annotation, biological process: regulation of translational initiation. The coding region runs from base 151 to 819 and encodes 222 amino acids. Gene Ontology annotation, molecular function: protein binding; translation activator activity; RNA binding.